This is a messenger RNA of Copidosoma floridanum, 723 nucleotides long. RefSeq names its product protein lethal(2)essential for life. NCBI's taxonomy places the organism in Eukaryota, Metazoa, Arthropoda, Insecta, Hymenoptera, Encyrtidae. The record is from RefSeq and is a predicted model, not a curated record.
UUUAGUAUUAGUACAAGCAGUGAUUGUUGCACCUCCAGCUAUACAAGUAGCACACGGAGCGCAUAUCAAAUUCAUACAGCAAUCAGUUCGAUAUUUCUUUAUCGCCAUUGAAGACUUUGUUUAAGGAGCAGUUAAAACGAUUGUUUGUAUUCAGAUUUCUUGUUCUAAAUUAUCAUGAAUUAUGUCGGAGAGCUGACGUAUACUGAAGAAGAAGUAUACGCACACAUUGACAAAUGUGUUCGUAGUUCUCAGGCCUCACGGUCCAUUUUCCGUGCAACCUGCGAUGGUAAAAAGCUCAUAUUACCUAUCCAUCAGAGCUACGAUGACAACAGUUCCUCGAACGAUAAAGUACACAAGGAAGAUUUUUACAAAACGGUAGACUGCGCAGGAUUUGCUCUGAAAGAAAUUAGGGUGUUCGUGGAAGACGGAUUAAUUGUAGUUAAGGCCAUUCACGACGAAGUGCAAGAUGAGCACGGUAAUGUCUAUAAAAAUUUGUCGAAGACGUUUCCCGUCUCUGAAACCUACGACUUUAAUGGUGCUAAGAUAACCUUAAGCUUGGAUGGUGCAUUAACUGUGUAUAUUCCUUGUAAGAAUGAGCCAUUCGUUGAUACAAACUAUACUACCAACAACCCAUCCAACAAUGAACCGACUGAAGAAAACUAACUUCAGUAAGGAGAAUAAUGUUUUAAAAGUGUUUUGCAAUUUUAUACUCUUAAAGUUUGG